Pochonia chlamydosporia 170 is the source of this 1926-nucleotide messenger RNA. Its product is annotated as bZIP transcription factor (HapX). The transcript has a single exon. The record is from RefSeq and is a predicted model, not a curated record. NCBI's taxonomy places the organism in Eukaryota, Fungi, Ascomycota, Sordariomycetes, Hypocreales, Clavicipitaceae. Gene Ontology annotation, cellular component: nucleus; RNA polymerase II transcription regulator complex. The coding region runs from base 1 to 1926 and encodes 641 amino acids. Gene Ontology annotation, molecular function: DNA-binding transcription activator activity, RNA polymerase II-specific; transcription cis-regulatory region binding.
AUGCCUGUGCCGUCAACUCCCGCUCCUCUUGCACCUUCACCUCCAUCUCAAGACGCUGCAGCCCACGCAGAAGGCAGCAAGCAGAGGCAGAUAACUUCUCGAGCCUCACCCAAGUCUUCCCAGAAAUCAGCUGCUGGUGCCUCUACGCCUGCUGCGGGAUCUAUUGCCGCUGCGUCUUCUGCAUCUGCCCCGCCAUCCCGAUCACCGCUUCCGAACAAGCAACCCAAGGUCAGCAGCACAUCUGCAAAGACAGCCGGCGCCAGUACGCCUCUGCCUCGUCUGUCUGCACCCUCCGUCGAUAAAAUGGCCAUGGCGGCCGUCAUCAGCCCUUCUCCCACGGCGGAGGCACCAAAGAUUUCCAUGACAUCCAAAGAAUGGGUCAUUCCGCCUCGUCCCAAACCUGGUCGUAAACCUGCAACGGAUACGCCGCCAACCAAGCGCAAGGCACAGAACCGUGCUGCUCAGCGCGCUUUCCGUGAGAGGCGGGCUGCCCGUGUUGGGGAACUGGAGGUUCUGCUUGACGAGCAAAAGGAUUCUCAUCAGCAAGAGGAAGUGAAGCUCAAGGAGAAGAUCCAUAGUCUUGAGUUGGAUCUCCAAUCUUUCCGGUCUCGAUGUUUGCUCUUGGAGAAUAUGCUUGAACGUGAGCGCCAGGAGCGCAUCCGCGCCGAGACCCAGGCGGAGUCUCUCAAACGAAGACACGGUGAUGACUUCUUUCGAUCCCAGAGCAUAAGCGUCCCUCGCCACUCACACAGUCAACCGCACAGCCCUGUACAUCGCCAAAGCCGUCAUAGUCUCUCUGACGGGCGCAAUGAACACCUCUCACAAGGCAGAAACUUCUCCAUCUCCCACAUCAUUACUCCCCCAGACAGCUUGGACAUCAGCUCCAACAACCCCGUGGCCGACGCUGCCAUCACUUGCGGCAACUGCUCGCCGAAUGGCCGAUGUGCCUGUGCGGAAGAAGUCCUCGCUUCUGCGUCGACUGGUUGCGGAAAAUGCGGUUUCGGCACGACUUGUCAAUGCCUAGAUGACAUGACAAGCAAUGUCGCCGCAGGGCAGGACUUGAAGCGAUCCGCCUCACCCUCUGCCGCGUCAUCUAACAGCAAGCGACAGCGGUCAAAUGUUGCAGCCCAUAUAAUUAAUGAGACGGACUUUACAGCCAUGUUCUCAAGAAAGUCUACGUCCCACACAACACCCCAAUCUCCCUUUGACCAACCCCCAUCAGAGACUCGGGUGCCCUCCGAAGAAUCCAUGGCAUUCAAAGAAAGCUGCGGUUUCUGCAAAGACGGGACCUAUUGCGUCUGCGCCGAGGACGCCGCUGGAAUGGCCACUCCAGCCAUGACUCCCACCGAAUCCAUACAGCCCAUCUCUCACCAAACCCAAACCCCCCCUCCGUCAGAGCCCGAAGUCCUUCCUCCCCCUCUAGCAAUGGAAAUGACUGCCGACGGAGCCGUCAAGCUUCCCCGCAGAAUCCAAGGCAAGAAACCAGUACACAAAGCAUCUUCCUCAUCCAAAGGCGGUUGCGGUACCAACGGGCCCGGCACAUGCGCUCAGUGCCAAGCAGACCCCAAGUCCGGUCUAUUCUGUCGCCUUAUGAACGCCAAAUACAGCCGCGAGCAAGGCUCCAGCGGCGGUUGCUGCGGUGGGAAAGGCGCCGGCGGAGGAUGCUGCAAGUCCAAGGUUCCUGAGAAAAUCACUCUCCCCAGUCUGCCUAGCCUAGGACUCAGCUGCGCUGAGGCAUAUCAGACUCUGUCUAGCCACAGAAACUUUUCAAAAGCGGCAGAUGACAUUUCGUCUUGGCUUCCAAAGUUGAAAACCACGCAGCAUGCGGGGCGGAUUGCGCCGGGGAGGCAGGCGAUUGAGGUAGAGGCGGCUAGUAUCAUGAGUGUGUUGAAGGAGUUUGACGUUCGGUUUGGGAGAGAAUGUUGA